Messenger RNA from Diorhabda sublineata, 552 nucleotides. RefSeq lists its product as uncharacterized. Bases 1 to 552 code for a protein of 183 amino acids. NCBI's taxonomy places the organism in Eukaryota, Metazoa, Arthropoda, Insecta, Coleoptera, Chrysomelidae. The record is from RefSeq and is a predicted model, not a curated record. The transcript has a single exon.
AUGGUUAUUGAAGUUCCUAAAGAAAUUAAAGAAGAUUUCAAAAAAUGGUAUCAUCAGUUAAAAUUAUUAGGAAAAGUGAAUAUUCUACGUUGGAUUUCUAGUACUCAUAAAACAGAUAGACAGACGUCAUUUCAUGUUUUCGUCGAUGCUAGUCAAAUAGCUUAUGUGGCAGUGAUUUAUAUAAGAACACAGACUGAAACAGAUACGAAAAUACAACUGAAUGAUGCUAAAUCAAAAGUAUCUCCAAGUAAAAAGAUGACUAUUCCAGGUUUAGAGCUUCUUGCGGUAACUAUUGGUGCAAGACCGAUGAAAUCUGUCCUUGAAACUAUGGUUUAUGACCAACAAGAGAUUUAUCUUUGGAGUGAUUCAACAAUACUAUUAACAUGGAUACAAGAAGAAAGACAAUGGGCUACUUCUGCUUGGAAUCGCGUUCAAGAAAUUCGUAAAAUAACUAAUAUUAAAUGUUGUAGAUAUGUACCAGGAGUCCUGAAUCCAGCUGAUCUUCCUUCUAGAGGGUGUACAACUAUUUAUUUGAUUGAGUCAAAAUGGUAG